Pleuronectes platessa (European plaice) is the source of this 2667-nucleotide messenger RNA. RefSeq names its product family with sequence similarity 114 member A2 (gene fam114a2). Lineage: Eukaryota; Metazoa; Chordata; Actinopteri; Pleuronectiformes; Pleuronectidae. The record is from RefSeq and is a predicted model, not a curated record. The annotation marks the transcript as partial. The transcript has 13 exons.
ACGCCCGGCGGCUCCGCUCCCACCGAGACGCCCGGCGGCUCCUCGCCCACAGAGACGCCCGGCGGCUCCUCGCCCACCGCACCUGAGGUGGCGACUGACGUGGCCCCGACGAGGAGAGCCAGGAGGAGGCCGGAGCCCAAACCUGCAGCUGAAGUACAGGAGACGCAGGAAGUAGAGGAGCCGCCACCGAAGACACCCAGUGAGUCGACUGUGUCUCAGGCAGGAUGGGGAUACUGGGGCAGCUGGGGAAAGUCCAUCUUAUCCACAGCAACAUCUACUGUGGCCACUGUGGGUCAGGGCCUCAGUCAGGUGAUCGAGAAGGCGGAGACGUCGCUGGGAAUCCCGAGUCCGACCGAACUGUCGGCGCAGGUGGAGGAAGAGGAGAAACAGCAGGCUUCUUCUCCUGAAGGUGACGCCAGCAGUGAGACGGACGGAGCUGUGGGAGGGGCCAUGGGAAUGUUCUCAUCGCUCACCAGCGUCGUCCAGAGCACAGGGAAGACGAUGAUUUCCGGAGGCCUGGACGCUCUGGAGUUCAUCGGGAAGAAGACGAUGGACGUGAUAGCAGAAGGUGACCCCGGCUUCAAGAAGACCAAAGGCCUGAGGUUCCACAACUCCACUCUGUCACAGGUGUUGAGGGAGGCGAAGGAGCAAGAGGAGCUGCAGACGGCCGAGGGGGAGGCGUCAGAUUCUGAGAAGAAGGUGGUGGCUCACUACGGGAUGCUGUUUGAUGAGUUUCAGGGUCUGUCCCACCUCGAGGCGCUGGAGAUUCUGUCGAGGGAGAGCGAGUCUAAGGUGAAGUCGGUGCUGACGACCCUGUCGGGGGAGGAGCGGCUGCAGCUCAGGAAAGAGCUGGAGAGCAUCAGAGAGUCUUUCUCCCUCGUGGAGUUCGAUGACGAGGACGUGGACGAGCAGAAAGAUGAGGACGGCUCCGAGUUCGAGGAGGAGUUAACGAAGGCGCUGGACGGUCUCAGUGUCUCGGCCACAGCCGGGAAACUCAGCAAAGCCUGUAAGAGCGCGUCCAGCCUGAUCAGCGAGAUGAGCCGACCCGAGGAGGAAGGAGAAGCUGGAGAGGAGCUCGUGAAGAAAACAGCUUCUGUAGAGGAGGUGCACGCCGCCGCCAUCAGGAGCCUGGCGGAGCUGACGGCUCGGUCCAUCGAGCUUUUCCACAAACUGGCCGAGAUGAUCCUGUUCUCCAGCGGCAGCACCGAGGCCGGCGUCCUGUCACAGUUAACGGUUGUUCUGUGUAGAGAAAUCUCGCUGCUCUCCAAGAAGUUCACCUCCUGUUUGACAACUGCCGGCUCCAAUGAGAAGAGAGACGUCCUCAACCCGCUGAUCACAGGCGUCUUCCUGGAGGCGUCCAACAGCGCCUCCUACAUCCAGGACGCGUUCCAGCUCCUCAGGCCCAUCCUGGAGAUUUCUCACAUCCAGAGGACGGCUGACUCCGCAGAGCAGUGACCUCAGGAUGUGACCUCUGACCUCUGACGCCGCCCCGGCUCCAGGACUCUGUCACAGCGGAUAACUGACACAUCUCUAAAACUUUUAAAAGUGACCGUGUCUCUGUUCUCCAGCUCAGGACAAAAAUCGAUUUCACGCCUGGGAAGAAAAAGUGUGUUCUUGUCAAACAGUGUUAGACUAUUUGUGCUUCGCAGGUUUAUUUGUGAAUCACACAACAAGGACUCGUUGCAACACUCGUUGUUGUGGAAGGGAAACAAAAUGCAUUUAUGAUAAAUAAGGUUCAUCCUAUAGUUCUUUUAUUCCAACAUCUGCACUUUUUUCUGACAGAUCCUGUCGUCUGGAAUCUGCCUCAAAGAACAAUCGACUUGUAAAUUGUCAAAAACGAUGGAGACACCACUUUGGAUUUGUUAAAACAAACAAAGGUGUGUUUGAACUAAAUAGAUAUUAAGAUAUGUAUUUGGUUUUCUAUGCAGAUGUUUCUUAAAUCAUGUCAUCCAGGAUAUUUACUGGUCCUGGAGCUGAAGGUUAUUUUUCUUUAGGGACAAAGAGAAGGAAUGAAGGUUCAGUUUUAACAUGUGUUAGUCAGGUCUAUGAGGGAAAGACACUAGUGACAGCAUUGUGUGUUCAAAUAACAAACUCGUUCCUUUUCAGACUUGUUCUGUUAAAGACGAGAAACUUGAGGGAAACGUUCCUGAUUUAAUCUGAACAUCCAAAAAAAGAACUUAAAGAAGCUCCAGCUCUGUAAAAUCAGCUGAAAUAACAAAACCGCUCAGAUCUUUAUUUACACGGAAGAAAUUGUAUAUAGUUUAAUUUCUUAAUUUCAGAAUUGUGCAACACUUUAUUCUCUUAAAAACUUGAAUUUCCCUCCCCAUCUUCUCCCUGAUUAAACUUUGUUAAAGAAAAGUAAAACAUUGUGAUUGAUGCCAUAUCUAAGAAGAGGCUUCACUGAGAGUCCGGCUUCUUAUGUGACUAGUCCUCUUGUAAAUGUCCAAUGUCCACCAGGAGAAAAAUCCAUCUCUUCAUUCUAAUUUUAUAUUCAGAACUUCAGGUGUUUACGUAUCCGACAGAGAAGCUUCUAUCUGCUAUGAAGAUUAUUAUGAUCGUCUCUUUUUUAGCAAGUUAUCUUCCGGUGGAUUGUUUGCCGUGUGACGUGGACAUGAAGAGUGAUCGACAGGUGUUUGAGACUUUCAAAUAAAUGCUGUCACAAUGUCA